Suillus clintonianus is the source of this 1389-nucleotide messenger RNA. RefSeq lists its product as uncharacterized. The transcript is spliced from 4 exons. The coding region runs from base 13 to 1389 and encodes 458 amino acids. The record is from RefSeq and is a predicted model, not a curated record. NCBI's taxonomy places the organism in Eukaryota, Fungi, Basidiomycota, Agaricomycetes, Boletales, Suillaceae.
CUUGUAUUACUGAUGGAAAACAUCAUCCCCCCUGCCCUCGAUAGUCGACGAGUCGUCUUUAAACUCGUUGACCAGCUUUCGAGUUCCUCUAAAGACCAGUUUCUACACGGUAUAAAUGACAUCUUGAAAUUCGAUCAGUCGGAUGACUCCGUGAUACUGCGCUACGGCCGAAAGAUUAUCGCACUCGCUGAGGUGGCGCGCGGCACUCUUAGACGUUUAGGCGCAGAACCAUACCUGUUCGUCGUCUGUUCACAGGCUCUCGUGCCCUACAAAUCCGCAUACUUCAAAUUAUUGCUAUUUAUCCAACGCCGCAAGGGUGCAUUUACUCAUGACGACAGGAUCACCCGGCUCUUAAGUUCUCUUCGUACAACUAUGGUGGUAUGUGGCGGGGAAGUCGAUCCCCGUGCCCAGCUGGGCCUUCGGGGAUUACCACCCCCUCCUAAGAUCCCAGCUGCUUGGACAACCGACAGCAAGCCUGAAGCGCUUGUUGUUCUCUCAGCAGCACAACAAACCAAUGAGACAUCUAUUUAUGACAUUAUGCCACCACCGGACGCUUUCGCGAGAAAAAAGCAGAAACUCGAACGGCUGGGGGGAUUCAUCAAGGAGCAAGCUGCGUUGAAGAAGGCCCAAAGCCUGAGACGUCGUUUGCUUAAGCAACGUGCGGGAAACCCGGGCGCACAACUGACUCAAAUGCCUAAACAAUAUCCUGCGGGCAACCCGGCUGAACAACAGGCUCGGAUGCCCAAACAAUAUCCUGCGGGUAACCCGGCUGAACAACAGGCUCGGAUGCCCAAGCAAUAUCCUGCGGGAAAACCGAGCGAUAACAGGGAGCCUUCUCGCCCUCCAAGGGUGUUGGUUCGAACAAAGACCCUGCCAUUGCCAGCUGAACAACAGGCUCGCAUGCCCAAGCAAUACCCUGCGGGUAAGCCGGGCGACAACAGGGAGCCUUCUCGCCCUCAAAGGGUGUUGGUUCGAACAAAGACCCUGCCAUUGUCAGCUGAACAACAGGCUCGCAUGCCCAAGCAAUACCCUGCGGGCAAACCGGGCGACAACAGGGAGCCUUCUCGCCCUCCAAGGGUGUUGGUUCGAACAAAGACCCUGCCAUUGCCAGCUGAACAACAGGCUCGCAUGCCCAAGCAAUACCCUGCGGGUAAGCCGGGCGACAACAGGGAGCCUUCUCGCCCUCAAAGGGUGUUGGUUCGAACAAAGACCCUGCCAUUGUCAGCUGAACAACAGGCUCGCAUGCCCAAGCAAUAUCCUGCGGGUAAACCGGCUGAACAACAGGCUCGCAUGCCCAAGCAAUAUCCUGCGGGCAAACCGGGCGACAACAGGGAGCCUUCUCGCCCUCAAAGGGCGUUGGUUCGAACAAAGACCCUGACAUUGUUUUGA